AUGCGGUUUGUAUCCUCGGCUCAAGCCACUUCACAAGAACGUCCACACAAGGGUCAGUGGACCUGUAAGUUGUGUACCGGACGAACCUUCAAAGACAUAAUCAAACAUAGCAAGUUGAAAACUCAUAUAGACCGAGUACGAGUCGAGCUUGAAAGGGUCUCUGCCGCUCAGCCUGCCGCGGCACCUCCGGGUUUAUGCUCUCGCAACGCCGUUGAAAGCUUUUCAACAUUGUCAGGCUCGAUGUUUCCUGAGGAGCAAGAUAUACCAGCGGAUAUGCCAGGACGCGAUCACGACAUGGAUCAUCUUGACGAUGGCCUGGGCGAAAGCUCCGAUGAGCUGGCCUCAUUAUACGAUCCAUCACCCCCAAACGUAUUUGAGGUUCAGUCUCAAGACUCCAGAGAGUCCAGUGUGGACAUAGACUCCUUUCUGGACAACUCCGACUCCAAAAGCAAUUCACGGCCAACGGUUGAGCUCGAUUCCGACCUGGCCGCCACAGAUACGUGGCUUCCGUGGUACCCUUUACGAAAGGCAGAGCACGCUGCUGCUCUAUUGAUGUUGGGGACCGGGCGCAACCUGAUGUCUACCGCAGAAUACAAUCACAUCCGCGCUAUUUUGAAGAGAAUUCUCAAAGUGGAUCUGCCUGAUCUGGCGAUCUCAAGGAUCGCCUCGGCCUGCGGGUCUUAG
This is a messenger RNA of Melampsora larici-populina 98AG31, 684 nucleotides long. RefSeq lists its product as uncharacterized. NCBI's taxonomy places the organism in Eukaryota, Fungi, Basidiomycota, Pucciniomycetes, Pucciniales, Melampsoraceae. The transcript has 4 exons. The record is from RefSeq and is a predicted model, not a curated record. The coding region runs from base 1 to 684 and encodes 227 amino acids.